AUGCGCCGUCUUCUACCAUUGAGACGCAAGAAGCACAAGGAUAAGGUAGCAGAUGUGGGAAGCCCGAAUUGUAGUCGGGAUGCCAGCGUCGAUAAACCCCGUAUCGCUCUACCGAGCCCACCAACUGCCUCCGAGUCAAAUACCCAAGUUCGAAGUGUUAUUCCCACUGAAGAAAUUGUCGAAGGCCUUAUCGAAAUCAAGGGAUUUGAAGACAAGACUCGGUUGAAAAGGAGGAUAGACGUCGUGGCCAUUCAUGGCCUCAAUGGACAUCCUUACAAUACCUGGAAACAUGAUGGUGUCAUAUGGUUCUCCAAGUUCCUGCCACAACAUUUGCCUGGCUUUGACCUGAGGAUAUGUACGUUUGGGUACAACUCUCGUGUCUUGGGUGGCGGAUCGUUUUUUCGGGUCCGUGAUUUUGCGACUCAGCUGCUGGAGAGUCUACUCUCGAAGAGAAGUCAGACCGACACCAAGGAUGUUCCAUUGUUCUUCAUUUGUCAUAGCUUAGGCGGCGUGGUCUUCAAGAAGAUGCUGAUUGUUGCUCAUGAGAGAGAAGGCCUAUACAAUGACAUCAAGAUCUCCACUAAAGGUGUUAUCUUCUUUGGUACCCCCCAUUGUGGAUCAGAUAUAGCAAAUGCAACUAGAGUGACCCGCGACAUCUUUUCUCUUUGCACAGCAAAGGCCUUCCGGUCAGAUCUCCUCAAGAGCCUCGAGUCGAACUCCGCAGAUCUGAUCGAGAUCGCUGCACAGUUUGUAGAACGAGCUGUCCCUCUGCAGAUUUUAUCUGCGUACGAGGGUCGGCGCUUUGGAUCCACCAUUGGGAUGGUGAUUGUCGACAAGAGCUCAGCGGUUUUGAACCUUCCAAACGAGAGACUUCUUCCUAUCGAUGCGGAUCAUCGAGAAAUUUGCAGGUUUUCCGAUCUAAAGGAUCCUCGCUUUCAGCCUGUGCUUUCUGCCAUGGGUCAAAUGAUCUGUGAGUCGGUCGCGAUGGAAGAUAAUGAGAUGAAAGCCUGUCUUGAUAUGUUAUACUUCCCUGCCUACAAGGAACGGCGGAGCAAUGUCACCGACGCUCAUAUAAAUACUUUCGAAUGGUUAUGGGAUCACCCGAAGUACAAACUAUGGGAGAACGGCCACUCUUCGUCAUUACUGUGGCUACAAGGUAAGCCAGGCAGCGGCAAAUCGACGCUUGCAAACUUCUGCCGGAGUCGCGUGCAGAACAGAGUCGGUCUCUCCCCCAAGCGACAAACCAUUGUUGUCGAUUUUUUCUACAGUGUGCGUGGUGGAAAUCUGCAGAGUGGCCACUACUGGAUGCUCCGAUCUAUCCUGUAUCAAUUUCUUCUCCAGACCCCAGGAUUAUGGGAAAAUUACCGCAACGAUUUCAGAGACUGCCGCACAACUGAACAAAGUGAUAUAUGGCGAUCUCAACGAAACAACCCCACAGACCUGUGGUCACUGGAGCGCUCCAAGGCUCUUUUGAGCUCACUUGGAUCAUUACACACUCCUUGGCUAAAGGUGACUGCAUAUAUCAUCGUGGAUGCAUUGGAUGAAUCAGAAGAGCCUAAUCGACAAGAGAUGAUUCAAUUGUUCCGGAAGAUCAGUCAACGUGACUUAGGGUGGCCUAUCUCUUUCAAAAUACUUUUAACGAGCCGCCCGAGCCCAAAGAUUGAGACGGUACUUACGAAUUGCCACAAAAUUGUACUUGAGGACGAGACCGCGAUGGACAUUGUCAACUAUGUUGACGCAGAGACCGGCCGGAUUGCAGCGCAGAUACUCAAUUGCAAGCACGAGGAGUUGUCGUUUAUAUCGUCACACCUCAAGCAAGCUUCUCAAGGCGUUUUCUUAUGGGUCAAACUCGUGCUGCAAGAACUCGACGAACGUGCGACCGAGGGUUUCUGCAGCGUGGCAGAGUUGGAACAAUUGUUACUCACCAUUCCAACAGACUUGAAAGAGCUUUAUCAACGAAUACAGGACAAGAUUGUGAGAGGCGUCUCUAAGAAUGUACGAGAAUGUCAAACUCUCUUCCGAUGGAUUGCUUUUAGCCCCAAGCCUCUCCUUGUUGAAGAAGUCCUUGAAAUUAUUGCGGCAAGUGCCUGUCUACAUCCAGGUACAACUCGAACUGAACUUCAGCGGAAUCGUCUGCGGAAUACUGAAGAUGUCAGAAGAAGAUUAAUCAGCCUUUGCGGAAAUCUCGUCGAAGUAAAAGGACGCAUUGUCCAAUUCAUUCAUACCUCUGUCCGAGAACAUUUGCUAGCAACUCAUUCGUAUGGCAUGAUCUCGGUAACUCCAGCAAACAGCUUGUUCGAAAUCGCAAACUUGUGUCUGAACUAUGUGGACGGUUUCCGACGCGAGCUUGAAAAGGAUCCAUGGCUUGCCGAGCAAACCGAAAGCCCAGCAGGGCACUAUCAGGGUGGUCUCGCGAUCAAUCUCGACACUUAUAUCGAUUUGAUCAACGAGUUUGGUUUGCUUCGUUAUAUGUUCGGUCACGAACCAGCAUUCAUACAACUUCUGGACAACGAACUCUGCUCCCACGGCGGUGAUCGAAAUCUGCGAUUAGGGAUGUCGUCUUGUUCGAAGGUGCUGCAGCCUCUUGUCCUUGAAGCGAUAGCUCAAGGGAACCUCUCCGCCCUCCGCCAACUCAUCUUGGAUUCUGAUCAAAUCAAUGCACAGUAUGCAGUUCCACGGCUUGACAGUCGUUUCAAACAGGAUUUUAUCCACUCUCAUUUCUUUGAUGAAACGACUUCCAGCCUAAGAUUAUGCCAAAUUGGCAUAUUGUGCGAUAGCAGUUUCAGAGAGGACCUAUUAGAGCUACUGCAUAGUCUCGGAGCCGACCUUGAUGGGCAGGAUAGCUUGGGUCGAACGGUCGUUCACUUGUCGAUCCUCUAUGAAGCUUGGGCAUCCGGAUUGCUGAAGGGAGUUAUAGAGGAAUCACUCACGCUAACCAUCAAGAACGGGUUCAUCACACUUGGGGGCUAUGCUCCUGCCCUUCUGUCGCUACCAGAUUUCCGUUCCAGAGUACCAAGGCGAUCUACAGCGGAGGUUUUCAAAUAUUCUGUGAUCCUGUCAGCUGCCAUUAGGUCAAACCCAGCUCUGAUGAAUGCACUUCCCCCCAGGGGAAAUAUUAAUUCAACCGCACUAAUCUCGAUCGUGCGGAGGAAGCCAACAGGACCCAAAUCCAUUUCAGUGCCCCACGAAUCUCUCGUGGAAGUAGUCUGGAACUUACACUUCGCUCAUCAACGGCACUUAGCUCAGGUGUUUCAAAAUUCGUACAUGAUAACGGAUGGCUUGGGUAUUGUGGAAGCCAAGUGGAAACUCAAUUCUGCCAACACAGAGGUCCGGCAGAGCCGUGCUUGUAUAGCUCACCUCUUGCGGCUUGGAGCGAACGUUACCAUAGAAUCCGUCCAAUCACAGUACACAGACCCUGUGAAUCUGAGUUUAAUGUAUGAUCUGGGAAGAACGACGCAACGUCUGUUGGACAACCUUGAACGCAAUACAGAAUACCAACUGUCCCUUGCUAAAAGCAAGACGGAAAAAUCACGUUUGCUGCGUCAAUUUGGAACAACUGUUGCAAAUUAUCUUCGCAGGAAUGCUUACACCACGGGGCUUUCUCCGGUUUUCGAUUGGAUUGAUCGCAAGUGCCACAGCGAUUCCAUUUUCGGUUCUCUUCCACUAGAUCUCAUGGAUCUAUCUCGUGAAGAGAACGGAUGCUCGGUGAUGCAUAUAGCAGCUUCGCAUGGAUAUGUCGAUCCCUUGCGAAAUAUGAUUGGUAUGGGAUUCUCAGAAUGCGUGAAAGAUGACCGUGGACGUAUCUUGAUGGAUAUCGCGCUUGAAAAGCGUCAUGGCCGGAUCAUUGCGAUGCUGCUAAACCGUCGUUAUCAGGGAAGAGACCGCAAUCGGAGGGCGUCCUACGAGUAUAGGGCUAGGUGGUCUUGGGCUGUUCGUGGCUAUCUCUGUGAGGGUCCGCGGCUUGACGAAGCCAUCCGACACUACACAACAGCUUGCGCUAACCCAGAGACUUUCCACAAAAAUCCUCUCUCGGAGAGCGAAACCGAGUUCAUCAAUAAAAUAUCUGAUCGCCGAAGACCUGUGGCAUGA
This is a messenger RNA of Exophiala bonariae, 4089 nucleotides long. RefSeq lists its product as uncharacterized. The transcript is spliced from 8 exons. The record is from RefSeq and is a predicted model, not a curated record. Lineage: Eukaryota; Fungi; Ascomycota; Eurotiomycetes; Chaetothyriales; Herpotrichiellaceae. Bases 1 to 4089 code for a protein of 1362 amino acids.